This is a messenger RNA of Epithele typhae, 2955 nucleotides long. Its product is annotated as TRAPP trafficking subunit Trs65-domain-containing protein. The coding region runs from base 1 to 2955 and encodes 984 amino acids. Gene Ontology annotation, biological process: intra-Golgi vesicle-mediated transport. The transcript has 7 exons. NCBI's taxonomy places the organism in Eukaryota, Fungi, Basidiomycota, Agaricomycetes, Polyporales, Epitheliaceae. Gene Ontology annotation, cellular component: trans-Golgi network; TRAPPII protein complex. The record is from RefSeq and is a predicted model, not a curated record.
AUGUCGAGCUAUGAGGAGCUCUUUGAAGGGAGCGUCCUCGAGGUGAUUGCACCUCCACCGUCGUUCGAGUUUCCGGCCAAUUACUCGGGCGACAAGGCCGCCGAAUGGCUCACUCAUAUGCGCGAGCCCAUCGUCGACAGGAAGACAGCGUUUUUUGACGAGAACCUCGACUUCCUGCUCGCCAUCCGCCUGCCCCCGCCGGCCGACCAAGACCUCGUCAAUGUCAUCCCGUUGCCUCCAGCGAACCUGCUAGGGUACCUCACGCACCUCCAGAUCUCGUACGAGGCCGCAUACAUCUCGCCCUCGUCGAACGCCCCGGACACGAACGGCGGGUCGCGGCUGUCGAUGCCCCCGCCGCGCAACAGCUCGAUGCAGCGCAACCGCCCCGGCGCGCUGUUGGCCGGGGGACCGUCAAUAUUUCCACCACACACUCCGCAUCCAAUCCCGUCCGCGGCGGAGGCAGACCUCAAGUACGUGCAGUCGCAAGGAACCCCGCUAGUGUCGGCGAUCUGGGGCGAAGGAGAACAGAAAGAGAAGGAGGCCUUCGCGCUGCUAUGGGAUGCGGCGGAGAGGUCGUGGCUUGCGGUGUACAAGAUGUCGAUUUUGGUAGUGUUCAUGAUCACCAAGGAGCCGGACCCUCUGCUUGCCAUGACGGUGUCGACCACACUUCGCAACAAGCCUCUCGCUGUUACUCCCCCUCGCAGGACCCUUGCCGCUCUCAUAGACUCCAUCGGCGGACUGAGAUCGGUCUCAGACCGUCUACUCUCGCCUACCUACACGAACGGAGAGCAAGACGAUAACUCCGACAGCGAAGACGAGGACUUGAUCUAUGGUCUGCAAGAAGUGAACCUGCUGGAGGGUCUCACGACAGCUCCAACUUUUGCGGAGGCUCGCAAGCGGCUGUCCAUGCCCACGACCCGCCUGGGUACGUCAACCCGCGCCCACGCGUUCUCCCUCCCUCCCCUGCCCAACGCCCCUUCCGCGGACACCCCUGUUCCCUACUCUAGUACGACCGCCGAAUCUUCCAUGGGUAGCAGCCUGCCGCGCGGCACGACCCUUCGCAAGUCGUUCCGCAAGACCCUGAAGAUGCACCAGGGCUUCCGCGUCCGCAUGCGGACCGUCUUCGUGCCAUACUUUCUCCUUCCGCAAGAUCCGCAGAAUGGGAAAACAUCGAAGCCGCGGGCGACCCCUCGCCCAUCAGGAGACUCGGACAAAUCUGAUUCGGACUCGGACAUUGACGACGACAUCCUGGAAGAGCGCGAGCAGCGCGAAGCUGGAAACGAGGAGCAUACAGUCGUGUUGAGCGUCGAGGUCGAGAACCUCUUCGCCAGCUCGGCUUCUCCCUCAUACCACUUCGAGGUCGAGCGGCUAGACGUUGCUAUCAGCGGGUCUGGUGCGCGAGCAUCGUUCAUCGGAUGGGGGUCGUAUGGUGCCGACGUGUUCCCUCUACAGGUUGGCCCACGCGAGCAAGUCAACCUGUUGUAUGCAGUUUCGUUUCUGCGGGGCCCGGACACGGACGAAUUCUCGCUUGCACGGCCACCAGGUCUGGACAAGAAGAGUGGGCCGGGAGAGGAGCUCCAGCGCGCGGUAACGAUCCACCUCAUCGUACGACCGUUUGAGGAAGUGGAGGCCAAACCGUUCUUCCCAACCGAGGUCUACCCGUCGCGGUGGAAUUGCGUCCUUGAUCUCGCAUCUUCAAGUAUCUCCAAGCAGAAACGACAGUCAGCACAGAUCGAAGUGGAAGACGAAGACAAUCAAGAGUACUUUGUUCUGCCUACCCCAGCCUCGCCGUUCCCCACCGCCCCGCUUGUUCCUCCGCAGCGUACUCUCACUCCUCUCACUGUCAAGAGCGUCAUCCCGCUCACCGCCGUCGCUGGCAGCAAGCGCCACACCUUCUCUGCCUUCGGCGAGACCCCCGCCGCGGAGUAUGCCCGUCGGUCUCCUAUGAACUACGCCAGCCCGACCGCGAUGCUCAACCCCCAGAACCAGCCACCCGCCCCUCCCAACUCCAGUCCGACGCCCACCGGCCAGACGCUACCGAUGCCGCACCGUGCAUCCUACAUCCCUCCCUCCGUCGCCUUCCAAUCAAGCUUCCAGCGAUCUCCUACAACCUACAAUGCCCCUAGCCCGCCGCUGCCUCCGCCGCCACAUGCUCUUGGAGGUUUCGCUGCGCAGCUGCUCUCCCCUGACGUCUCCGGCUUCGGCUCGGGCACUGCGCUCGCGUUUAGUCCCGAUACGUCCGUGCCACGCACGCCCGCGUACCCUGCGUACCCUUCCUCGCCCGCUCCGGCCCCCACAACGCCGUUCUGGCAAGCGCCGAUCUCGCACCAGUCCGGGCCCGCCGUCGAGCCCAGCGUCGACAUCCGCCGCUCGCGCGGUGGCAGCGUCCCGCAGACCCCAGGACCGACCGUCGGCGGCUUCGGCACGCUCACCAACCCGAUCGGCAUGGCCGUGGCCGCGGAUGGGCCGCUGACGCUGUCGGGGGGCGAGCCGGUCGUGGUGUCGGUCGGGCUGCAUCUCGGGCCAGUGCGGAAGGGGCAGAAGGGCAAGCACGCGCACGGGACGGGGGAGCUGUACCCACUCGAGACGUUCACGCUCGACAUCUUCGUCUUCAACCAGUCGUCGUGGACGCGGCGGUUCGAGGUGACGUUCCCGGAGGAGCGGCGGCGGCGGCGACGGCGGAGGGCGAAGAAGGAUAGGGAGCGGGAGCGGGAGGCGGGUGGCAAGGACGAGGGGAGGCCGCCGGGGAUCGUGCCGCUGGAGAACCGGGUGCGGAUCGGGCCGCUUCUGCCGUCGACGUGUCAGUCGGUGCGCAUGGACUUCCUGGCCCUCGCGCCGGGCGUGCAUUCGAUCGACACGCUGGUGUUGACGGACGUCCAGACGAACUACCAGAUGCAUUUGAGCAGGAACGCACUUGAUAUUAUUGUGCACGAGCCUCACCGCGAGGAGAGUUGA